This is a messenger RNA of Darwinula stevensoni, 1719 nucleotides long. The record is from the annotation of a GenBank genome assembly. Lineage: Eukaryota; Metazoa; Arthropoda; Ostracoda; Podocopida; Darwinulidae.
AUGGCAUGUGAUAAGAAGAAAAAGAAAUCCAGAAGUCGGAGUCAAAGCCAGAGCCGAGAUCGUGAUAGAAAGAGGCGCUCCAAAUCACAUGAAAAGAAGAAGCGUUCCAAGUCUCGCUCUCGCUCGAAGGAUCGCAAGCAAAAAAAGAGGAGCAGCAGUCACUCACAUCGAAGUCGAAGUCACUCUCGAGAUCGAAAAAACCCACGAGGUCAUCGUACAAGGUCCCGUUCUCCCAUCAGGGCAUAUACUCCUCCAAACUGGACUCGCAGGCGAGACCGCAAGUCCAUAUCCCCAUUUCGGUCCUCGUGGAGUGAUGGCUAUAAGAUUGAUCCCAAGACUGGGGUCAUGUCACUUGCCAACAUCAGGUAUGGUUCUGACAACUUGACCCCUGAAGAGAGGGAUGCACGCACAGUCUUCUGCAUGCAACUUGCUGCUAGGGUUCGACCACGUGACCUGGAAGAAUUCUUCUCAUCUGUUGGCAAGGUCAGAGAUGUGAAGCUCAUCACAGAUACCAAGACUCGUCGCUCCAAAGGCAUUGCUUAUGUGGAAUUUGUGGACAUCGAGUCUGUUCCUUUGGCAUUAGGUCUGUCAGGACAGAAACUGUUAGGGGUCCCCAUACAAGUGCAGCCAACACAAGCUGAGAAGAACCGAGCUGCCAUGAAUGCAUCAGCCCAAGCCAAUGUGAGCAAGCAGAUUGGCCCUAUGAAGCUUUACGUUGGAAGUCUACAUUUCAACAUCACAGAAGCCAUGCUCAAAGGCAUCUUUGAACCUUUUGGCAAGAUUGAUGCUAUUCAAUUGAUCAUGGACCCGGAAACUGGGAGAUCCAAGGGAUAUGGCUUUGUCACGUAUCACAAUGCAGAAGAUGCAAAGAAGGCAUUGGAGCAGUUGAAUGGAUUUGAGCUGGCAGGUCGUGCUAUGAAAGUUGGGCAUGUGACAGAAAGAGGUGAGGGAGGUGGAGGAGCAUCCUUCCUUGACAAUGAUGAGUUGGAUCGAGCUGGGAUCGACCUUGGAGCCACAGGCAGACUCCAACUGAUGGCCAAGUUGGCUGAAGGGACUGGAUUAGAAUUACCUGCAGCUGCUACAUCAGCUUUGAACAUGACAGCCAGUGGAUUGAUUGGGAAUGGCACUUCUGCUAUGCCUGCUCCUCCCAUUGCCACUCAGUGCUUCAUGCUCUCAAAUAUGUUUGAUCCUACCUCGGAGACCAGACCUGGAUGGGAUGCAGAGAUCCGAGAUGAAAUCAUAGAGGAGUGCAACAAGCAUGGGGGGGUGUUCCACAUCUAUGUUGACCAGUUGUCACCUCAAGGAAAUGUCUAUGUCAAGUGCCCUACAAUUGCCUCUGCUGCUUCAUGUGUCAAUGCUCUCCAUGGACGUUGGUUUGCUGGGAGGAUCAUCACAGCUGCCUAUGUGCCACUCAUCAACUAUCAUAACUUGUUUCCGGAUUCUCUGAGUGCAAAUCAGUUGAUCAUGGCAUCACGAGGGAAUUGAUCCCUCUCUCUCUUUCCCCUUGUCCCUGGACCUGGAUAUCAUCUGCAAACUACAUAGAAUUCAUAUGAGAGAUCCGUUUGUUGGUGUAUUUUAGCAAAAUGGCAAGAGUCAAUGACGUGAUUUCCCUCUCCUAUUGCUCUUAUCUUGAGCACAGUCACACACAUUCUUCUUUGUACAAAGACCUUGUGAGAAUGAUGGGAUCAUUCUGAAUGAAGUUGUUGAUGAAAAUGCCUC